Messenger RNA from Meriones unguiculatus (Mongolian gerbil), 2432 nucleotides. It is a transcript of the gene Abhd6, whose product is annotated as abhydrolase domain containing 6, acylglycerol lipase. NCBI's taxonomy places the organism in Eukaryota, Metazoa, Chordata, Mammalia, Rodentia, Muridae. The transcript is spliced from 9 exons. The record is from RefSeq and is a predicted model, not a curated record. The coding region runs from base 263 to 1276 and encodes 337 amino acids. Gene Ontology annotation, molecular function: catalytic activity.
GGGAUGCUGAUUAGCUCCGAGGAACGGUCCGGCGUCCCCCAAACAAAACCCGGCUGCUGAGACACAACGCCUGGGGCGUGCUGGGCUGUUUUUGUGUCGGGGGGACCAGAGAGAACGCGUUGCGCCUUUAAGGAGUCAAGCCACGCCUACCGCUGAGAGCAGAACGCGCAGGUGCGAGAACCUGGGCCCGGAGGGCAGUGAUCCGGCUGCGGGACCCCGGCCUCUCAGGUGAAUCAGGUGUCAGCAAACCUCAAGGAACAGGAUGGAUCUUGAUGUGGUUAACAUGUUUGUGAUUGCGGGUGGGACACUGGCCAUUCCAAUCCUGGCAUUCGUCGCUUCUUUUCUCCUGUGGCCUUCAGCGCUGAUAAGAAUCUAUUACUGGUACUGGCGGAGGACACUGGGUAUGCAAGUCCGCUAUGUACACCAUGAGGACUAUCAGUUCUGUUACUCCUUCCGGGGCAGGCCAGGACACAAGCCAUCCAUCCUGAUGCUCCAUGGAUUCUCUGCACACAAGGAUAUGUGGCUCAGCGUGGUCAAGUUCCUUCCAAAGAACCUGCACUUGGUCUGUGUGGACAUGCCUGGACAUGAAGGCACCACCCGCUCUUCCCUGGAUGAUCUGUCCAUAGAUGGGCAAGUUAAAAGGAUACACCAGUUUGUAGAAUGUCUUAAGCUGAACAAAAAGCCCUUUCACCUUAUAGGCACCUCCAUGGGUGGCCACGUGGCUGGAGUCUAUGCCGCUUACUACCCAUCUGAUGUCUGCAGCCUGUGUCUUGUGUGCCCUGCUGGCCUGCAGUAUUCAACUGACAAUCAGUUUGUACAACGGCUCAAAGAGCUGCAGGAAACAGCUGCUGUUCAGAAAAUUCCCUUGAUCCCAUCCACCCCGGAAGAGAUGAGUGAGAUGCUGCAGCUCUGCUCUUAUGUCCGCUUCAAGGUGCCCCAGCAGAUCCUUCAGGGUCUUGUUGAUGUUCGCAUCCCUCAUAACAGCUUCUACCGGAAACUGUUUUUGGAAAUCGUCAGUGAGAAAUCCAGAUACUCUUUGCAUCAGAACAUGGACAAGAUCAAGGUCCCAACUCAGAUCAUUUGGGGAAAACAAGACCAGGUGCUUGAUGUGUCUGGGGCAGACAUAUUAGCCAAGUCAAUCACUAACUGCCAGGUAGAGCUUCUGGAAAAUUGUGGCCAUUCAGUGGUGAUGGAAAGACCCAGGAAAACAGCCAAGCUCAUUGUUGACUUUUUAGCUUCUGUGCAUAACACAGACAACCACAAGAAGCUGAACUGAGGCCGCUGCCACAGCCUGCAUUGUGCACACAGCAUCUGCUCCCAUCCCCAAAACCUGACACAGUCGCCUCUCUCAGGGAUCCUGCCCCAAAUGCCAAUGGAGCAUCAAUGUCCCUGAGGAAGUCAGUCUCCUAUCCCAGUAUUCUUGGUUCCACAGAGCAUCAGGGGCUACAAGGAAACCUCCAACAUCUUUUUUCAGAAUAGAAACCUAAAUGGAACAAAAUAAAAAUAUACCCACCCACAAAGCCUACUAGAUGUCUUCAAGUUCAUGUCACUGAGAAGCCAGUGCUAAGCAGCUACCUUGGAUCAUGCUCAUCAAGGACAUUUUCUUUAAGACAUUCCACACACAUUAAACCUGAGCUGUUUUUUGUUGCUUCAGAUGUACCCUCUGCAUGGUCAGUGGCUUCUUCUACAGGAGCCUUAGUCAUUUAGUGAACUCUCUUGUUUAGAUCUAAUUCAAGUUUUGCAUAAAGGCCCAUGUGUGAGUGUAGCCCAUUGGCCAUAAGACAAGAGAAGAGACAGCAAGCUGAGGAAGAGGUUUCUGCCCUAGGCCUGAUGCACAGACCUGGAAUCUCAGCCACUUGGGAGGCUUGAGGCACCAAGUUCAAGGCCUGCCUGGGGUACAGAGUAAGUUCAAGGCCAGCCUGAGCUACUGACUGAGACAAUUUCCAAAAAUAGAAAAGAGAGAAAUGUUUCUACCUGUUUUUUUUUUUUUGUUUUGUUUUGUUUUGUUUUGUUUUGUUUUCCAUGUAGAAACAUACACUAGGGGCCAUUUUUCUGCCUCAGAACUCGCAGACUGGUGGGUUUGGGUACCUACAAAUCAGAUAUGCCAUGAGUGACCAGAACAAAGAACACCUGACAGGGUGUGUUUCCUAGGAAAAAAAAAAAUUUAUAAUUUUUAAAAAUAGGACUAAUAAAGCAAUAAUGUUCCAGACUUCUAUCUAAUCAGAGUGGAGUUCCACACCAAGCAGCUAGCUCAUGGGCAUCUUUUCUAGUCUGCUAUUCUACUGAAAACCCUUGGAUGUAAAAUACUCGCUUGUUAAUGAAUUCUGUGAAUUCUGUGAACAAUAAUGUGAUCAAAAAAACUAAAUCCAAACAGCUGUAAAAGUGAACACAAUAAUGUGAAAUAAAUUUACUAAGUCUAGGCUGGCAACACA